Molecule: messenger RNA, 5854 nt
Organism: Labrus bergylta (ballan wrasse)
Lineage: Eukaryota; Metazoa; Chordata; Actinopteri; Labriformes; Labridae
Gene: slitrk3a
Product: SLIT and NTRK-like family, member 3a
Biological process (GO): axonogenesis; positive regulation of synapse assembly; regulation of presynapse assembly
Cellular component (GO): postsynaptic density membrane; GABA-ergic synapse
Molecular function (GO): protein binding
Source: RefSeq, a predicted model, not a curated record
CAAGAAAGCCAGAGACCACCUCGCCCUCUCCUCUCUUCACUUCGCUUCCUCUGCUCUUCUCGUCAGCACCCAGAACUAUAGUGCAACCGUUACCAUCACUAUUUCCCCCCGCUUCUUCCUCUAACUCUCACCGCCAGAUCUCUCGCUAUUGCGUCUCUCACCCCUUUCCUCUCCCUCCGCCACCUCCCCGGCUCAGUCCCUCACUCCUCUCUGACGCACGACAGGGAAAACGGACGCCAGGAAAGAAAGCAAGAAAAAGGUAGCAGCUGAACCUCGCGCCAAUAUGAUCCACACACUCCUGCUAUCGCUGCACCGGACAGGGACACGGUCCUGAAACCGAAAGGGGAGCACUCUCACCCGGCAGCACAGUUGUUGAUCGCUCGCCCGAGAGGGGGGGGCGGAGGCGACGGCGGCGGAGGAGAAAGAGGAGGAGGAGGAGAGGGGGAGGAAGAGGAAGCGGACUGGCACAAGUUGAGGGCUUGCAUUUUAAGCAAACUGCUUUGAAAAAAAAUAAAAAGAAGAGACAAGAAAGAAGGGAGAGAGUCAGAGUCACCGGAGAGCAAGAGUGGGGGAGAUUGCAUUCCUAUCACGUCUUCAUUCCUCCUCUCUCCUCUCUUUUGCCUCAGCCACAGAGUGAGAGAGGGAGGGAGAGAGAGAGAGAGAGAGAGAGAGAGAGAGAGAGAGAGAGAGAGAGAGAGAGAGCGACAGAAGGAGCAGGGAGAGAGAUCUAACAAGAUUCAUAGUGGUCCUUUUUCCCGAUGCUUUCCAAUCGCAGUACCAAACUAAGCCCGGCAUCGGACGGUGAGCGGGACGCACCGGGCGACAACGAAACACACCGCAGGAGGAUAUGUGAAGUUGGAAUCCCACUAAACUAAUGCUGUGAAGUGGCUCUGUCCCUGGAGCCAAAACUUCAUCCCCGUGGUGUCAGCAAGGAUGCUGUGGGUUACCUUGCUGAGCACCAUAGCCUUAGGAUGGACCACGCCGAUCCCACUACUCGAAGACUCCGAGGAGAUAGACGAGCCCUGCUUCGAGCCCUGCUACUGCGAGGUCAAAGAGGGCAUUUUUCACGUCCACUGUGACAGUAAAGGAUUUACAAACGUCAGCCAGAUCUCCCAGAUUUGGAGUCGGCCCUUCAAGCUCAACCUGCAGAGAAAUUCGAUGAGGAAGCUUUACUUUAACAGCUUCCUCCACCUAAACAACGCGAUAUCCAUUAACCUCGGUAAUAAUGCCUUACAGGAUAUCCAUGCUGGGGCAUUCAAUGGCUUAGGAAUACUCAAACGGCUCUUCCUACACGAAAACAAACUUGAAGUUUUCCGGAAUGACACUUUUCUGGGCUUGGAGAGUUUAGAAUAUCUCCAGGCAGACUACAAUGUUAUCAAACGGAUUGAAAGUGGUGCAUUCAGGCACCUCCACAAACUGAGAGUGCUCAUACUAAAUGACAAUCUCAUCCCUGUGCUCCCAAAUUAUCUUUUCCGGUCUGUGUCACUCACUCAUCUGGACCUAAGAGGAAACAGACUAAAGACAUUGCCAUAUAAAGGCACACUGGAGUAUGUUGGGAGGAGCUUAAUGGAAAUCCAGCUGGAAGAGAACCCCUGGAACUGUGUCUGUGAGAUUGUCCAGUUGAAAACAUGGCUGGAGAGGAUCCCUUAUACAGCUUUAGUUGGGGAGAUCACAUGCGAGUACCCGUUCCACUUACAUGGGAAAGACUUACGGGAAAUCAAGCGCAGCGAGCUCUGCCCGUUACUUUCUGAUGCAGAGAUUGAGGCCAAGCUGGGAAUUCCCCGGGUCCCUUUUAGCAAUGAGAACACAUGGCCUACUAAACCUUCCUCUAUGCUCUCCUCCUUUCACAACACAGCCUCUUCUGUGGAAUACAAGGAAAGAGUCGUCAAGCCUACCAAACGACCUCGGCCCACAAAGAACUCACCAACCCCUCGUAGCGUCUACCCAGGUAUCAACCAGCCUCCCAUCGCUGGCUACCAAACAAGGCCUCCAAUCCCGAUAAUUUGUCCAGCUGGUUGCACUUGCAACCUUCACAUCAAUGACCUAGGACUUACAGUUAACUGUAAAGAGAAAGGCUUUCACAACAUCUCUGAGCUCCUCCCUCGGCCUCUCAAUGCCAAGAAAUUGUAUCUCAGUGGGAACCUAAUACAGAAAAUCUACCGUUCUGAUUUCUGGAACUUCUCAAGUUUGGAUUUACUGCAUUUAGGGAAUAAUAGGAUAUCCUAUGUCCAGGAGGGCGCCUUUAUCAACCUGCCAAACUUGAAAAGUUUAUAUCUUAAUGGGAAUGACAUCGAGAGACUCACCCCUGGGAUGUUUCGAGGGCUGCAGAUGUUGAGCUAUCUUUACUUUGAGUAUAACGUCAUCCGUGAGAUACAACCCAACUCUUUUUCCCUAAUGCCAAACCUGCAGCUGGUUUUUCUCAAUGACAACCUGCUGCGCUCCCUCCCCACCGAUGCCUUUGCUGGCACCAACCUUGCACGCCUCAACCUCCGUAACAAUUACUUCCUUUCCAUGCCUGUGCAUGGUGUUCUUGAGCAUCUGUCCUCCAUUGUCCAGAUUGAUCUCCACCAGAACCCGUGGGACUGCUCCUGUGACAUCAUCCCCCUCAAACAGUGGUUAGAAAAACUCUCCUCAGUCAUCGUGGUUGGAGAUGUCUUCUGCAAGACACCUGAGUAUGCUUUUGGGAAGGACCUGCGCUUUCUGGAGGUUGAGGUCAUCUGUCCUGAGCUUAAGUAUUCUUCUGUACCCUCACCUGCUCUGCCUGGGGGGGACGACUACACCACGGGGAGCUCUAACAUGGGGGAGGCAGGCGGGAGAGGGGCUGUCCCACUGUCUGUCCUCAUCCUCAGCCUCCUCAUCCUCUUCAUUUCUGCUGUGUUUGUGGCUGCCGGGUUUUUUGCCUUUGUUCUUCGUCGCAGGAAGAAGCUACCCUACCGGAAACGUUCUGAGGUAGAUCUGACGGGUAUCCAAAUGCAAUGCAGGAUCUUUGAGGACCCACCAAGGCAGAGUUGUGCUGGCAAUGCUGGCACACCAGAGAAACCAACACCCAGUAUGCACACACACAAUCACACGAGUCACACACACGCCCACGGUCACGUUUAUGAUUACAUCCCCCACCCCGUGACUCAGAUGUGUAACAACCCCAUAUAUAAGCCUAGAGAGGGAGAAAUAGCUGAGGACGACAGAGCACAGUUUUCAGAGAAGAAAGACAAUGGCACCAGUAGCAACAGUAACUACAGAACCUUGCUAGAGAAAGAUAGAGAGUGGACCAUGGCCGUUUCCAACUCUCAACUCAACACCAUUGUCACAGUCAACCACUCAACGGCUGACAUGGCAGGAUUUCACGAGAACGGAGGGCUCUGCCCUACCGUCAUUGACAGUCAGAGGCCCACACCGACGGUGGGCUUUGUAGACUGUUUGUAUGGGACGGUACCCAAACUAAAGGACAUGCAUGUGGCGCAUGCACAUCCACCAGGCAUGCAGUACCCAGAUUUGCAGCAGGAUGCACGGCUGAAGGAGACAUUGCUUUUUACGGCGGGGAAAGGCUGUUACCCCGACCCGUCCCAAAGCGAUUACCUCGAGUUAAGGGCCAAACUUCAAACCAAGCCGGAUUACCUCGAAGUCUUGGAAAAAUCUUACCGGUUUUAACAUCUGAAAUCCAUGCGGGGGGGGGGGGAAGCAAAACACAAAAUCAACACAUUCACUUUGCCACCCUCAAAGCAAAAUCUCCCAAAAACCAAUAUCAAAAAAACAAUAACUUGAAAAAGCAGCAUGGUAAAAAAGAUAUAUUAUUAUACGGUAACAACACAGUUCCCCCCUCCCCUCCACCCCCACCCCCCCCCCAAAUCACUUUGGAGGAGAGGCCAUUCUCAGAUAUUUCAAUGAAGUGCCUUUUUUUCAGAGUAGCCAGCAAUGUCAACAGCCGUUAUUUUUAUAUUAUAUAAAUAUCUCUAUAUGCCCGAGAGAGCAAAAGAGGAAUAAGAGGGGCACCGGGGAAUAAAAACAUACAAAACAUCUUAAAGUACAUCUCUCACUAAAACCCCCUUUUAAUGGAGUUACCAUGGUGUGAAAGACACACGGGAGCUGGACGUCUCCCUGACUUGGGGGGUUUUCUUUCUGUUCCUUUUACCCCUGACUAGGAUGCACAAACACCUGGAGGCCGUGCACAUGAAGUUUGUAGGCGAUGGAGGGAAGAGAGAGAAAAAAAAACUAUAUAUUCAAAUGAACUGCAGUUUGCUGCAUGCACUCACUUCAUUGCAGGAAGUGAGGGGAUUUACUCAUACCUAUCACACUCAUUAUGAACAGAAAUACUGCAACGCAUUUACAGUUCAGUGUUCUAUUUAAUUUUUAUAUCUUAUUAAUAUGGUUAUUACUAUUAAUGAGGACUUUUCUCUAUAUCAGGGUGCUUCUGGUAAAAAGGACGCGCCGAUGUACGGAUGGUAAAACAUUUGUGAAUAUUAUUAUAAGACAACGCUCAAGGUUUUCUGGAUAUUUCCACGCACUUUGUUGACCCCCCUUCCCCUCCCCUUCCAUUGCUUCUGGAUUCCCCAUUGUCACCCACUAAUGGCUUUGUAGGAAGCACUUUUAAUGUUUUCUCUCUCACAAAGAUUUGAAGAAAAUUGUGCAUAUAUUUAUUCUGUAAUUUCAGUGAAGAAUUUACUUGUAAAGGUAAUGUUAAAUCAAUGUAUAGUGAUUAUGCGUCUGGUAUAGCCUUCUUAAUAAAAACAAACUCUUCAAUCAAAUGAUGAAAGGGUUGAUGCCACGGGAACCUGUGUCAAGCGCUAUUGACAGGCUGUGUAUUUGGUGUCUAGUUUCAACGGCAUGUUGGAGAAGUGGCCAACGAGCACGAGACAAAGCUGCUGGAAAAAGGAGGAAUAGCUACUGAACCAAUAGAGUGAGGCAGAAAUGUAGUCGAGGGCAAUAACAUUUAAUCUUAGUUCAGCUCAUUAUUUUUGGAUUAGCGCAAAAGUAAUUUAUGUUUUAGGGGAAAGGUUUAUUUUUUUCUUCUGAGAAAUAAUCUAUUUUUGUGUCUAUUUGUAGUUUGUCCUAUGAUCCUGCCCCUGCUGGAUAUCAUAGUGCACAAUCUUUAUUUGCCACUACAUCACUGGUCCUAGUUGUGUUGAGUCUAAACUCAGAGCCAGAACAAGUGAAGUAACCGCUGCUGGUUUUAAAGUGGAUUAUAUCACAGGAUAUACCAAAUCAGUGAGGCAUGCUGCAGUUUGAAUUAUAUGAAUGGGUAUUGCUGAUGCAGGCUAACUAAUGGUAAUAGGGAGGCAAUGAAAAAGAGAUACGGAGAAGCUCAUUUGCACAUCUAAUUUUUCGGACUCCCUCUGAAGUAGCAUUGUGGACUGAGUCCACUGGAGGGCGAUAUAAAGCGUUCAGGUUCUAUAGGUAUUAACUAGAUUGGAUGCAGUUACAGUAUAAAGUAAUGCACAAAAUGCUUAUCUUAAGAGGUCAUCAAGUCUUGUAUUUUAAUGAAUUGUUUUCAAAAUAUCUAUAUUACACCUUAAUGUUGCAAAAUAUAUUUUUAUUCAUUUCAGCGCAAUUUCACCUGUUUCAUGUUUUCUCCCCUAUUUCACAUGAUUGAUUUCAACCUAUUGUCUUGAACAUGGCAGAAUAAAGCAGCUCUAUAAUAAAAUAAAAACUUUAUUUUCAAAAAAGAACAUUUUGGAGGGGCUUUAUAAUGCUUUUGCGUAUUGGUAUAUUACGUUUCCGAUUGCUGAUUGUUGCACAUUGACAUGUUUGCAUUGAGUCCUUACUGUAGUAGCAUUGAUCUCGAGUAGUCCAGCAGCUCUUAACUGCUAAACUUUUUUGCUGUCACAAUUUUAGAAAUCGUAUGAUUUUUGGGACCAAA